AUAGAAAAUGAAAAAAAGUGCAAUGUUUUUAGGGUUGAACGGUCCAACCUAUUGAUGGGCCAGCCAGUAACCAGUAACCAGUAAGAACAUCAACAUGGUUGUCUUUUGAAGUAUCCAAAGCAAAGCAUGCCAUGCCAACCUAUCUCACCUCAGUAUUCUAUAUAUAAACAACACCUCAUACCCCAUUUGGCGUGUCCAAAUUACAUAGAUAGAGUGAGAGAGAGAGAAAAGAGUUUUCAGUUAGUUUGAUGGAAAAGAUUGAGAAGAAGAAGAAGAAGAGCAAGUUGUGGCUGAAGAAGGUGUUUCGGUGGAAAAGAUUGGACCUUCAAACGACCAUCAUGGACACCGUGGUUUUCAAGAUACUCUCCGUAGCUGAGGCUCUAGUCCUUGUCUCCACCCUCUGUUUCUUCUACCUUUGUUGUGGCUGCCACUUCUGAAUUCAUCAUCAAUCUAUAUAUACCCUUUAUUUCAUUUAUUCUUUCUCCUUACUACUCUCUUACUAAUUCAUAACCCAAUUAAUAAUUAUAUAUACCUUCAAAGAUUAUGUUUCUAAUCACUUCUUUUCUGCUUACUUUCUUA
Molecule: messenger RNA, 579 nt
Organism: Cajanus cajan (pigeon pea)
Lineage: Eukaryota; Viridiplantae; Streptophyta; Magnoliopsida; Fabales; Fabaceae
Source: RefSeq, a predicted model, not a curated record